UGGGCAGCAUGGAGUCUGGAGUCAGCCGGCUGCCUCUCCAGGUCCUGGGAGAGAACGAGGCGCUGCAGCAGUUCUUCAGUGGUCAGGAUGCGAGGGGUGUCUUGGGCAGCUCUGUCGCCGUGGAUACCAGCAUCCUGGAGCAGUAUCUCAGCAACGACACGGACCCCAGCAGCUUCAUGCUCCCUGAGUCUCCUCCUGACUCGAGCUCAGAGGCCUGUUCACCUGCACAGAUACCAGACAUCCAUUACGAGCCACCCUAUUGGUCAAACCAGCAGACCACCCACGAAGUGUUCCAACCCACGACCCAGUCUCCUGCUUCUUCGUCCUGUCGUUUCAAGCAUCGAGGCGCCGCCCCCGCCCACCCUGACCUGCUGACCCACGAUCAGCUCCACAGUUUGGGCCUCACUAACACUUACAUCAAGUCGGGGACACCGCACAUCCCACCCGGUGCACCUGCCCCCCUGCACCAGCAUACACACCACUCACCUGAACACAUACACUACGUGGGACCAGAGAGCUGCUCGCAGGUUUACACCCCACCCACACCUCCUUCUCCACCCCUACCUCCCUCGAACAGCUACGUUGCACCCUGUGCUGGUCUGGGCAUGGUCCCACAUUUAACCACAACCCAUUCAACCUGUUUGCUGGGUUCUGCCCCCACAAUACACACCUGCUCCUCGGAAAGCAAAAAGAGGAAGAGAUCUGAGUGUGAGGAACCAUCAGCAGGCAACGACACUUCCUGCAGUGAUGAAGACGGGAAUUGUGGUGUCAGUGUGGGGAACGGCAUAGGUGGUGAUGGACUAAAUUUUGGAUCCUACCAGCUUCUGACCUGGGAACAAUAUAGGCCGGGACAGUGGAGCACUAUGUACGACAGCAGCUGCCAGACAAUGUCUCCUUUUGGCUACCACAUUGACACAGAUAAAGGCUUCAACUACUCUGCAGCUGAUGAGGCCUUUAUUUGCCAGAAGAAGAACCACUUUCAGGUCACCAUUCACAUUGGUGUGGCUGCAGAGCCACAAUACGUCAGAACACCCAGUGGGACACAGGAAGUCAGCCACUUUGAAAUAAAGGUGUUUGGGGUCAAGCUGGAAGCUCCGAGCCAACAGGUGACCAUUGAGCAGUCUCAGCCUGACCGCAGCAAGAAGCCCUUCCACCCAGUAAGGGUCAGCCUUCCCGGCGGAAAGAUCACAAAGGUAACGCUCGGCCGGCUGCACUUCAGCGAAACGACGGCCAAUAACAUGAGGAAGAAAGGCAAACCCAACCCAGACCAGAGGUAUUUUCAGAUGGUGGUUGGUUUAUACGCUGCAGUCGGAGAGGAGACUUUCCUCCUGACAGCUCUGGUGUCCGAGAGAAUCAUUGUCAGGGCUUCCAACCCCGGUCAGUUUGAGAUGGACGGAGACGCCCUGUGGCAGCGUGGGGUGGUGCAGGACGCUGUAGUCUGUCAGGGUCGGGUGGGCAUCAACACCGACUCCCCUGAUGAGGCACUGGUCGUCUGCGGUAACGCCAAGGUGAUGGGGACCAUCAUGCAGCCAUCCGACCGCCGUGCCAAACAGAACAUACAGGAGGUCGACUCUGAGCAGCAGCUGAAGAGAAUCACUCAGAUGAAAAUAGUUGAGUUUGAUUACAAACCAGAGUUUGCCUGCACGAUGGGUAUGGACCACACCCACCAGACAGGUAUAAUAGCUCAGGAGGUGAAGGAGCUGCUGCCGUCAGCGGUGAAGGAAGUCGGAGACGUCACCUGUUCUGAUGGAGAGAGGAUUCCUAAUUUCCUCAUGGUGGACAAGGAGCAGAUCUUCAUGGAGAACGUUGGGGCGGUGCAGCAGCUGUCAAAGCUCACCGACAACCUGGAGACACGAAUCAAGGACCUGGAGGUCUGGAACCACCGACUGGCAAAGCUGAAGAUCCUGACCGGCAGCCUGCGCUCCACAGAGAAGCCCAGGAAACAAAGCAGUGUGUUGACGAUGCCGAGUACUGACACAUGUAAAAGUGGGAAAGUUCAGACGGAGGGCUCGGGUCAGAAAUACAGACACUGUCUGCGGCAUAAAGUCUUCCAAGCCAGCAUCUUCACCCUACUGGCCACCAUGGCUUUAUGUGUCAUCUCUAUCACCGCUUUGUACCUACUAAAUUUAAAGGAGGAAGACUUUGACAUCUUUCCCGGCAUCAGUAACGGCAGCUUGGUUCCUCUGCAGACCACAGCCUGGACCAGCACAGUGCCGCCAACCAGCCCACCUGGCCCCUGGCCCCCAGAGGUGGACUUCUGUGACCUGUUGUACUGUGAUCAGGUGUACUGCUGCCCUUCGGCAGCAGGGGGCAGCACUGACUUCAACGUCACCGCCGCUCAACCGGCGGAAAAGCCUGAUGCGACAGAAGGGGGAGAAGAAAAACUCUAUCACAAGCUGAAAAGUGCCAAAGACUGGACGAACACCACCAUCCAUUCUUUCAGGAUCAAAGAGAACCAGAGGGUGAUUGACAGCAAAUACUGUCUAAGAGACGAAUGUGGGCCAGAUAGAUACGUCUACAGAGUCCCCAUCAGCCAGUUUGUCCCGGUCAACAUGAGGGUUACCCUGCUCAUGAAUUCUACUGAGCUGCUGGUGGUGCAUCUGUGUGGUUUCGAUGAGUCAGCGGUCUGCUCUGCUCUGCUGGAUAUAAACACCGUCACAGGGAUCAGAUACCCAUCAAACACGCAGGGAGAACACGAAUGGCCUCUCCACGUGGCUCGUCUUUAUCACAGCUCGUACCACUUCCGCUCCGCGGUGGCUGGUCAAGCAGACUGCAGUACUGACCAUCACUACGCGGGGGCGCUCUUCACUGACUACAUUUUCCACUUCUACAGACAGUGCACAGGCUCACAGACACACAUUUAAAGACUGAUAACAAAAAUAUUAAAUUUUUAGUGUGUUAAAUGCAAAUAUAUUAAAUAUUUGCUUUAUCCUCAAAAGGAUGAAAAUCAGAGAAAUUGAAGCAGACUGUCAUUGUUUCUGUUUUGUUAUGUUUUUUUUUAAGAUGCAAAUGGAUUUUUAUUGUGAUAUAAGUAGCUUUUGCUGAUAUACUGUACCGCAUCAUUGCAAAAAUGGUCAGCAGUGGAAGUUCAGCUCGGAUCAGAUGCACAAUAUUUCCUUUUCUGUUCUUCAACUUGCUGUCUUUUAUUCUCGUGUCCUUCCUGCUUCGUUAGAUAGCGUCCAGCUAGUAGAGACGACAGACCAACAGAGCGACGUCACGAUGGGGAAUUUAUGAAAAGAUUAGGUCAAAGUUUAUCUCUCGUAAUUCAUUUUGUCAACACCCAGCCGUCGGAGACGUGUCGAAUAUUCAUUUUCAGCACAUUGAAAUGUACUAAAUUGACAAUUAUGUACAGAAAUCCGUAACUGAAGCUCUGAUACUGAUUUUAUUCACCUUAAAGGAAAUUAAUGUAAUUAAAUAGAUUGAAAGUUUUGUUUGUCUUGAUUUUUAGUUAUCAGUUGCUUAUUAUGAUGUUUGACGUCUUUCCGUAAAGUACUCGCUGGAUCUCAUGCUUAUGGAACAGGAUCACAUUUAUGUGAAAAAUAAUUCUGAGAUUAAUCUC
Xiphias gladius (swordfish) is the source of this 3559-nucleotide messenger RNA. RefSeq names its product myelin regulatory factor-like protein. Gene Ontology annotation, molecular function: sequence-specific DNA binding; DNA-binding transcription factor activity. The record is from RefSeq and is a predicted model, not a curated record. NCBI's taxonomy places the organism in Eukaryota, Metazoa, Chordata, Actinopteri, Istiophoriformes, Xiphiidae. Gene Ontology annotation, cellular component: endoplasmic reticulum membrane; nucleus. Bases 9 to 2864 code for a protein of 951 amino acids. Gene Ontology annotation, biological process: protein autoprocessing; positive regulation of DNA-templated transcription. The transcript is spliced from 23 exons.